AUGAACAUAGACAUCAACAGUCAUCCAGCCUUCUCGCACAUACCACCAUGGGUCAAAGCAAAGCUGCGUCCCAUCGCAAUCUCAAAGAUACACCAAGUAUACGAAUGGGUCGAGACGGAGUGUAUACCAGCAGAGCGCAUAUACAAAGCCCAACUCAGCGCAAGCAAGACGAGAUGGGAGACUCCGGCCAUCAUCCACGAGCUGCGAAAAAAGGCAAAGGCGCAAGGACUAUGGAAUCUAUUCCUACCAAACCACUUCGUUGAGAGUCCUGGGUUAACGAAUUUGGAGUAUUCAUGCUGCGCAGAGAUAAUGGGAAGAGUGUAUUGGGCAGCGCAGACCAUGAACUGCCAUGCCCCGGAAACCGGCAACAUCGAACUCCUCGCAAAAUACUGCACCCCAUCUCAAAAAGAAAAAUGGCUCCAUCCCCUCAUGAACGGUGACAUGUCCUCGGCCUACAGCAUGACAGAACCCAACGUUGCCUCCUCAGACGCCACGCAAGUUGGCAUAAAAAUGGAAAUCACAGACAAAGAAGUCAUCAUCAACGGCCGCAAGCUCUACGGCAACUGCCAAUACAACCCGGAAAUGCAACUUUUCAUUCUGAUGGGAUGCUCCGACCCAUCCAACCCUAAUCCCUGGAACAGACACACAACGCUCGUUGUGCCCGCCAAUUCCCCGGGGCUCCGGCAGAUCAGAAAUCUCAGCAUAAUGGGCUACGACUGGGCGCCCGAGGGCCACGGCGAAUACGUAUACGACAAUGUGCGGGUGCCCCUCGAAAACAUCAUUUUAGGUCCCGGCCGCGCCUUCGAAAUCGCUCAAGGGCGACUAGGUCCCGGUCGUAUACACCACUGCAUGCGGCUCAUCGGCCAAGCCGAACGCGCCUUCGAACUCGCGCUCGUGCGAUGCAUGGAGCCACGCAAGAAGCCGCGGGGCAAGUUCAUCGGCGAGUUUGACAGCAAUAUUGAGCGGAUAGCGGAUAUGCGCAUGACGAUCGACGCGAUGCGGCUGGUCGUUCUCAACGCAGCGGAUACCAUGGAUCUACAGGGCAAUAAGGCGGGCAAGUAUGCGAUUGCGCAGAGCAAAAUUAUGGUGCCGAAUGCGCUACUGAAGGUUAUCGACGAGGCGAUGCAGAUGUAUGGUGGGCAGGGGCUCACGCAGCAUACGCCUUUGCCUGAGAUUUGGACGUAUGCGCGGUUUGUGAGGGUUGCUGAUGGGCCGGAUUCGGCGCAUAGACAUCAGGUUGGAAGGGAUCAGAUGAAAACGGCGCAGGAGUUUAGGGAUAAGGCGAAGGGGUAUACGGAGAGGUAUAGGGAGUUGUGUAAGAAGUGGGAAUUGGAGCCGGAGGAGUUUGAGGGGAUAUUGUAG
Molecule: messenger RNA, 1362 nt
Organism: Bipolaris maydis ATCC 48331
Lineage: Eukaryota; Fungi; Ascomycota; Dothideomycetes; Pleosporales; Pleosporaceae
Product: acyl-CoA dehydrogenase/oxidase
Biological process (GO): fatty acid beta-oxidation using acyl-CoA dehydrogenase
Cellular component (GO): cytoplasm
Molecular function (GO): acyl-CoA dehydrogenase activity; flavin adenine dinucleotide binding
Source: RefSeq, a predicted model, not a curated record